CAAAGAGGUUUUGAGCCUCUGCGGUCAGAACGAAGACUUGCUUGCAACGCGUAUCAAGCAUGCGAGCGCUCUUCCUCGCGCUAGUCGCUGCCAUCCUCUGCGUCGCCGCCGGACGAUCGGCGCGCAAUGACUACGCUUCGGGCGUCGAGAAGCUGCGUGGCCUUAAGGGCCGCGUCCGCGACGGCGUCGUGACCUUUGACACGGAUCUCUACACGGAGGUGGCUGUCGCGCCCGAGCGCCCGUACCAUCUCUUCCUGCUCUUCACGGCGCUUGGCGAGAAGUACGCGUGCGAAGUCUGCCAGCAAGUGCAUCCCGAAUUUACGGUCCUCGCCGAGUCGGUGCUUGCGACGGGCGAGAAGGGCCGUGAUGGCUUUGACAUCUUCUUUGGCGUCGUCGACUUUGACGCCAACCAAGGCGCGUAUGGCAUCCAUGGCUUUACGUCGGCGCCGCAGCUCGUGUACGUCGGGCCCGACCGCACGGAAGACACGGGGAAGAAGCUCCCGACCAAGAUUGAGCUGCCCGCGAACCAGAUCUUUAGCGUCUACACGCAGGGCAAGUCGGCCGAGUCCAUGAUGAGCUACGUCAAGGAAAAGACGGGCGUCGACGCGCCCGUGCUUCGCUCCAAGGCGCUUGCGUACGCCGUGCUCUUUGGCGUCCUCGUUGUGCUCGGCGUGAUUGCGCACUCGGUCUGGUCCAACUUGGACAUGGUCCUCAACCGCCUCCGCCGCAAGCGCGUCUGGCUCGCCAUCUCGUUCCUCUUUUACGGCCUCUCGGUCUCGGGUAUGGUCUACUGCAUCAUCCGCGAGCCGCCGGCGUUCUCGCAGGAGCGCAACGGCAAAAUCACGUUCUUCCACCCGCAGGGCCGCCAGCAGUUUGUUGUCGAAGGCCUCAUCGUCGGCGGCUACGACAUUGUGGCGGCGCUCAGCGUCAUCCUCAUGUCGCAGUCGGCGGUCGCGAUCAAGAACACGACGCUGCGCUACCUCGCGCUCGGCCUCUGCCUCGCCAUGUUCCUCGUCGCCUACCGCCAAAUGGUCUCGGCGUAUGCGUUCAAGAACCCGUGGUACGAGUCGUGGUACUAGACAAACAGGUCCUCGCCAUGUCGACAUGGAGCCGGCGUGCGUCAAUCGAAUGCUUUUGCGACCGUG
Saprolegnia parasitica CBS 223.65 is the source of this 1145-nucleotide messenger RNA. RefSeq lists its product as hypothetical. NCBI's taxonomy places the organism in Eukaryota, Oomycota, Saprolegniomycetes, Saprolegniales, Saprolegniaceae. The coding region runs from base 60 to 1079 and encodes 339 amino acids. The transcript has 4 exons. Gene Ontology annotation, cellular component: oligosaccharyltransferase complex. The record is from RefSeq and is a predicted model, not a curated record.